AUGAGUCACUCUGUUCCCGACCUCGACCAGAUUGGCAUCAAAGCCGAGCCUGACCUCGCGGACCAGUUCCGCCGCGAAGUAGCACACCUCCUCGGACGCAGCAAUCUCAAUUUCCCCGGCGCGCAGCCUGUCAGCUUCUCAUCAAGACACUUGACCGAGCUUCAAAGACAAGAUUACUAUGUUUGUGAGAAGACAGACGGUAUUCGGUGCUUGAUGUACUUUGCGCGCGGUGAGCCCGACUCCGACGCGCCCGAAAUCCACUACCUGAUUGAUCGAAAAAACGACUACCGCUUCGUUCCGGGCCUUCAUUUCCCACUACCAGAAGAUCCCACGUUCCAGUCAUAUCAUGUCGAUACCUUGAUUGAUGGGGAACUGGUCAACGAUAUCUACGAGGAUGGAUCACAGCAGCUCAAGUACUAUGUCUUUGACUGCCUUGUGUUAGAUGGUCAAAGUCUGAUGCACCGAACACUGGAUAAACGACUAGCAUAUUUCAAGGAGAAGGUUUUGAAGCCAUAUAAUGCGAUGUACAGCAAAUUCCCUGAGGAGAAACAACACCGAGCAUUCGCCGUGGAGGACAAGUCUACGCAGGUCAGCUACGGCAUUGAGAUGAUGUUCCGCGAGAUUAUCCCCCCAAACGAGCAUAUUCUGAAAUGGAAACCCCCGGCCGAGAAUACUAUUGAUUUCCGUAUGCGACUAGAGUUCCCUGUGCUUGAACCUGAUACCGACGAUGAGGCAGAUGGUAUCUUCGAGCCUUACCCCGACUACGACGCCCUCCCUAUCUUCCAUCUCUUUGUUAUGCUGAACGCGGGUGAAUACCGCCACUUUGCCGAAAUGUACGUCACGCCAACUGAAUGGGAGGAUUUAAAGGCAAUGUGUGUUCCCUUGGAUGAUGCCAUUGUUGAAUGUUCCAAAGAUGAAAACUCACACUGGCGCUUUCAUCGACUUCGUGAUGAUAAAAAUGACGCAAACCAUAUCUCGACGGUGGAGAAGGUGCUGGAGAGUAUCGAGGAUCGUGUCACAGAGGAGGAUCUUAUUCGGUUGGCGCCGGUCAUUAAAACUGCUUGGAAGAAGCGCCAGGCAGGACCGAGCUCGGAGGGUAAACCUCGUGGUAUGCCGCCAUCGGUGAAUGGAGGUGUUAAGCGGAAAUUUGAGGAAUGA
Molecule: messenger RNA, 1158 nt
Organism: Penicillium malachiteum
Lineage: Eukaryota; Fungi; Ascomycota; Eurotiomycetes; Eurotiales; Aspergillaceae
Product: mRNA guanylyltransferase
Exons: 2
Coding region: 1-1158 (385 amino acids)
Biological process (GO): 7-methylguanosine mRNA capping
Cellular component (GO): mRNA capping enzyme complex
Molecular function (GO): mRNA guanylyltransferase activity; ATP binding
Source: RefSeq, a predicted model, not a curated record